AUGGCGUAUUCAAAGCUGACGCUGACCGCUGUCUCGAGCAUUGUAUUUAUCCUCCUCCUCUAUCUUAGCCCCGUCGUCACCGCUAUAAGAACGUCGAAAGUCAUCCGCCCUUCUCGCCGUUUCUUGCGGGAGAGGCAGCCUCAGCCUAUUGGCGCGCGAACACGUGGUAACCUUCGCCAGCUGCAAGAAUCCUCGUAUGAUUACGGCGAUUGGUCUGGCGACAGUGGAGGCUUUUCGAACUAUUGGAGCGACUGGUUAAACAACGCUGGCGACUGGUCUAGUAAUUUGCCCGACGAUUGGUCGACCUGGUUAAACAAUGGUGGCGAUUUGUCUAAUUUUCCGGACGAUUGGUCUACCUGGUUAGACAACGGUGGCGAUUUGUCUAAUUUGCCCGACGACUGGUCGAGCUGGUUAAACAACGGUGGCGAUUUGUCAAAUCUGCCCGAUGAUUGGUCGACCUGGUUAAACAACGGUGGCGAUUUGUCUAAUUUGCCCGACGAUUGGUCGACCUGGUUAAACAACGGUGGCGAUUUGUCUAAUUUGCCCGACGAUUGGUCGACCUGGUUAAACAACGGUGCCGACUGGUCUAAUCUGCCGGAUGAUUGGUGGACCGAUUUGGGUGGUGACACCGGCGGUGGCUGGGACGACGGUAGCUCUGGCGGCGGCGGUAGUUCUGACGGCGGUGGUUGGGACUACGGUAGUACCGACGGUAGUUCUGACGGCGGAGGUAGCUGGGACUACGGGGGAAGCUCUGGCGAAGGCGGCGACAGCGGGGGGAACGGCGGAAGCGGCGGAAGCGAAGGGAGUAGCGGCGGAAGCGACGGGAGCGAUGGGAGUAGCGGCGGAAACGGCGGAAGCGAUGGGAGUAGCGGCGGAAGCGACGGGAGCAGCGGCGGAGACGGCGGGAACGGCGGGGGCGGGGGCACGGUGGACGCGGGGGCGAUGCUGGAGGGACACAACGCUGCGCGCGCGGAGCUGGGCCUCCCCGCGCUGGGCUGGGACGCGAAUCUGGCGACCUCUGCGCAGGCAUGGGCGGACAACCUGGCUUCGCGCGGAUGCCCCAUGGAGCACGGGGGACACGAUAACAUGGGGCAGAACUUAUACUGGAAGAGGCCAGCUGCUUUUAACGCGGAUGAUGACCGUGAAGCAGUGUAUUGGUGGGUGGAUGAGAAGAAUUAUUGGACUUAUAGUCCAAUUCCAGGGGGGUGUGCGGAGGGGCAGCAGUGCCUGCAUUAUACGCAGAUAGUGUGGCAGGAUACGACGAAUGUGGGGUGCGCUGCGGCUCAGUGCGGUGACGGGGGUGGGAUGUGGGUGUGUCACUACUAUCCACAGGGGAACUGGCAGGGGGAGUACCCAUAUACCACCUAA
Molecule: messenger RNA, 1368 nt
Organism: Closterium sp. Yama58-4
Lineage: Eukaryota; Viridiplantae; Streptophyta; Zygnematophyceae; Desmidiales; Closteriaceae
Source: the annotation of a GenBank genome assembly